Messenger RNA from Carica papaya (papaya), 1034 nucleotides. Its product is annotated as cyclin-D5-1-like. The record is from RefSeq and is a predicted model, not a curated record. NCBI's taxonomy places the organism in Eukaryota, Viridiplantae, Streptophyta, Magnoliopsida, Brassicales, Caricaceae.
AUAUAUAUAGAGAGAGAGAGAGAGAGAGAAGUGAGAAAAAAUAGAAAACGAUAAAAAUGGAAGACGACUACUCUUUUCUUCUCUGUCAAGAAGAAGAAUCUUUUUUAGACGAAAAGCCGGCAGCCAUCGAAGAAAAUGGCUUUACUCGUAACUUAAACAAUCACAGUACUCCUGCAUUGAACGAACAUGUCGGCUGUGACGACAAGGACGUCGAUGAAGAGUAUAUUGAGAAGUUGUUUCGUAAAGAGACGAGUUUUGAUUUCAACCGGACUCGGUCUUUGUUUCUUGCUAACUCACUGAAACCUGCAAGAUUGGAAGCCAUUGCCUGGAUUCUCAGAACUAGGGAAGUGUUUGGAUUUCAUUGUCAAACAGCUUAUUUGUCUAUGACUUAUUUCGAUCGGUUCCUUUCAAGGAGGUCGAUUAAUAUAGAAUCAUCACAGAAGGUCCGGUUACUAUCAGUUACAUGUCUCACCUUGGCUGCAAAAAUGGAGGAGGUCAAGCUUCCAUCAAUAGUAGAUUUUGAUUACGGACUUGAUCGUGAAGGGAUUAAAAAAAUGGAGCUUUUGUUACUGGAAACAUUGGAAUGGCGAAUGCUUUCAGUGACUCCAUUUUCCUUUCUCCAUUUCUUCAUCUCCAAGAUGUGUAAAGAUUCUUCUUCAUUCAGCAGUGUUGUUUCCAGGACCGAUCAAAUAAUCUUAAAUAUAAUGCAAGAGAUAAAUCUAAUGGAACACAGACCAUCUGCAAUAGCUGCAGCUGCAGCAAUGCUGGCAUUGGAGGAGGAGAGACUAUCAAUAGAAGAACUGGAGAGUAAGAUGCAUCCCAUCUCUUAUUCUGGCUUUCUCGACAUUGAACAAGUGUUUGCAUGCUAUAAUAUAAUGCAGAGACAAGAAAUGGGGAUCAAUACAGCUGAAGUUUUCUGUAAUGAUAGUAAUGAUUCUCCAGUGCCUUCAAGAAAUACCUUAAGCAGAAGGAGAACCAGAAGAAGAUUGACAUUCAACAACAAUGUUCUGCAAAAUGAAAAGAGACCCACGUAG